AUGGGAGUUGAAGGUUUCCUCACGAGUUUCCAACCAAGUACCUCAGAGGAAUACAUGCAAGCCUUUUUGAUAAAGGGACUGAAUCAAGACAGACCCCAGAGCUUACUCCCCACAGGCAGUAAAACCCCAGAGAAAGGACAGCUAGUUUUUGAUAAGGACAACCAAUCGAAAGCAGAGAAAGUGGUAGGAAGAGCUAGAAAGCACCAUGAUGUUCUUGUCCACAUUCACUCUGAUCCUGAAGGACCCAUGCCUGUGUCCUGGGACUCCAUCAGAGAAGAACCGCUCAAAACACUGGAUUCUUCUCCAGCAUUCUCACCUGACCCACUGCAUGUUUCUUUGGCCUUUAGAGCAUCACUAGCUGUCCUCUAUGUGGGGGCCCAACUGCUGGGUGCCAUCAGUGCCUGUGCUCUCCUGGUGAGCAUAAUGCAGACUACACUAAGAAGCAACCAGAAAGUGGCAAAAGAGCAAGAUGGGUAUAGAUGGAUUGAGGGAGAGGAAAAGAAAAUAGUUUACCAGGUAGCCCCUAGGGUGUCUCUGUAUCAGGCUCUGUUAGUGGAGAUGGCUGUUACAUUCCAGCUAAUGCUGUGUGUCCAGUCUGCUACUCAUGCCAAAUCUGCAUUUUUUUCUGUGGCACCUGCGGUUAUCGGCCUGUCUGUCACCCUCUGUCAUCUCAUGGUGGUGUUUUGGGUGGGGUCCAGUGCUGGGUGUGCCUGGUUCCUGCAUGACUUGGUCAUCCAUCCUGGUUGGAGUUGCCUUGGCGACUGGGUGACAGAAUGUAAGGAGGCAUUCCUGAAAGAUCUUUUUCGGCAGCCCAGAGCACUUGAAAACUAUUUUUAUGCCUAGACUUUCAAAUAGGCAUUACUCUCUCUUCAGAAAUGUAUA
Xyrauchen texanus (razorback sucker) is the source of this 882-nucleotide messenger RNA. RefSeq lists its product as uncharacterized. Gene Ontology annotation, biological process: transmembrane transport. Gene Ontology annotation, cellular component: plasma membrane. NCBI's taxonomy places the organism in Eukaryota, Metazoa, Chordata, Actinopteri, Cypriniformes, Catostomidae. The record is from RefSeq and is a predicted model, not a curated record. Gene Ontology annotation, molecular function: water channel activity.